Messenger RNA from Austrofundulus limnaeus, 3427 nucleotides. RefSeq names its product leucyl/cystinyl aminopeptidase (gene lnpep). NCBI's taxonomy places the organism in Eukaryota, Metazoa, Chordata, Actinopteri, Cyprinodontiformes, Rivulidae. Gene Ontology annotation, biological process: peptide catabolic process; proteolysis; regulation of blood pressure. Gene Ontology annotation, molecular function: peptide binding; metalloaminopeptidase activity; zinc ion binding. Gene Ontology annotation, cellular component: cytoplasm; plasma membrane. The record is from RefSeq and is a predicted model, not a curated record.
GCUGCGAACAACUGGUCUGUGGAGAGCGGAGAAAAGUGUUAUUGGAUUUUGUUUUCSUUUGUGCUGCGCAUUGAAAUAAGGGUUAUAUUCACGUCUUUAGUUGGCUCAGGGUAUAGACUUUGAGUUUUAGUUUUUCUGAAAAACAGCUACGACUAAUGAAGUUAUAUUUAUAUUCAGACGCUGGCUGACUGAAUGUAGCUCAGUCAGACUGACAGAAGUUGGCUAGUCCCGAGCUAGCUCCUACGUAGUUAGCAAACGGGUUGUUCAAGUAGGGAUAGGCUGCUAUUUAYUGUGACCCUGCGGAGGAUUGUGGGCAAGAACCAAAAACAUCACGUCUGCUGAASGUCCUUGAACGUUCAGAGRCUUCCUCAUCUUUUUUGGACGCGAAGGAGUCUUUAAGGUUCAUUAAAUAUGGAUCUGUUCGAUAAUAACAGCACAGAGCGCGCCAACCUGCCGAGGAACAUGAUUGAGAACAGCAUGUUCGAAGAAGAGCCCGAAGUUGUUGAUUUAGCCAAAGACUCCUCGUUUCCAACAUUUCCUCCUCUUGACCCUGAUGAGGUGGGCUUUGAGCCUCGWAGCUCACGAUUACUGGUGCGUGGCCUGGGAGAACAUGACAUGGAUGAUGAAGAAGAGGACUGUGAGUCUUCAGCUCGUCUCCUGGGCAUGUCUUUUAUGAAUCGCAGCACCGCCCACAGAUCCAGCUCCUCCCCUUACACCAGACAGUCUCCACCGAGGUCAUGUUUUCGACCCUCAGCUCAGACCAUGGUUGUAUGUAUUUUAAUCCUGGUGAUAGUUGUCUCAAUGACCAUGGUUAUGUGCUUCUUACCUGGUUGCACUUUUACCAAGGAAGGCUGUCCUAAGCCCAGUCAGACAGAUGAUGAUGACGUGUUUCCGUGGGCACAGUUCAGACUGCCUCGCAGCAUACAUCCCCUCAGCUACGAGCUCACCUUGACCCCUGACCUCGACAACAUGACCUUCACUGGCAAAACCGUCAUCCACAUGAUUGUACUCCAUAACACAAAGCGAAUCGUCCUGCAUGGUGCUAAUCUCAGCAUUUCCAAAGCUACAUUCAAGCUGGGUGAUACGCAGGCCCGUGACGUGACGGUGCUGGAGCACAGCAGCAGACAACAAAUAGCUUUUAAAUUUGAAGAGGAGCUGAAAGCAAACCAGCGCUGUGUGUUGACUCUGGAAUACUCUGCUAACCUUUCAAACAGCUACGAUGGUUUCUACAACAGCUCAUACACCGGUACAGAUGGAAUGAAAAGAGUUCUUGCAGCAACGCAGUUUGAGCCGCUGUCAGCCAGAAAGGCCUUCCCUUGUUUUGAYGAGCCAAAUUUCAAAUCUACUUUCCUGAUAAAAAUUGCCAGAAAAGCAAACUACACGACGCUUUCCAACAUGCCAAAGGUCAGAACUACAAAUCUAUCCAAUGGACUUGUGCUGGACGAGUUUGAAAAGACCAAUGUCAACAUGAGCACGUAUCUGGUGGCCUUCAUUGUUGCWGAUUUCACUUCUGUCAGCAAAAAUGAUUCGGGAAUCAAUGUGUCUGUCUAUUCUGUGCCGGAGAAAAAGGAGCACACCGAGUACGCUUUGGAGGCUGCUUCCAAACUGCUGAAGUUUUACAACACUUUCUUUGAAAUUGAGUACCCCUUAAAAAAACUGGGGUGCUUCUAUUCUCCUGAUGCUCAAUGCUUUCUUGCCAGGAAAUCAGCAGUUCCGAAAGGGYAUCAUUCAAUACCUAAAGCAGUUUAGUGGAUCAAAUACAGAAACUGCUGACCUCUGGAACAGCCUCGCGCAGGUGUCCACGCAGCACCAGAAUAUAUCAAAGAUGAUGACCUCAUGGACGUCACAGAAAGGCUUCCCACUGGUCACUGUAAGCCGUAAGGGGGAUCAGGUGAUCCUCACACAGGAGCCCUUCAUGCUCACCUCUGACAACACGGUGCACAGUUCCAGCUUGUGGAACAUACCGGUCACGUAUGUAAACGACAGCUGUAGUUUGGCCUCUGACUGCAGGCAGGUGUUCACGCUGGAGUCCAAGACGGGAACUCUGAACGUGUUAAAAAGUGUGAAGUGGCUGAAGUUAAACUACAAGAACACAGGUUUCUACAUUGUCGACUAUGAUGAAGAAGGCUGGAAUGCUCUUAUUGAUGCUUUGCUCACAGAUUUCAAUGUUCUGACACCUGAAGAUCGAGCCUCACUCAUACACAACAUCUUUGCCCUCUCCAGACUGGGACGUGUUUCUUUCAGUAAAGUCAUCAGCCUGUUGAGCUACAUAUCUAAAGAAACGGAGACUUCUCCUGUGGUAGAAGCUCUGCUGCAGCUCAACAACAUCUACAGGCUGCUUGAUAAAAGACAAGAGUUUGAACUCGUAGCUCGUAUGAAGGCUUUCAUUAAGAGCCAUUUCGGCCCUCUGAUGAGCUCACAAACGUGGGAGGAGAAGCAGAGUGUGUCCGAACAGGAGCUACGUGCAGCACUUCUCAUGACAGCCUGUAAUCUGAAGCAUGAUAAUUGUACUCAACAAGCCAAAGACAUAUUCACACAAUAUAUCAACUCCAACGGCACGUACAGGAUUCCAGGCGAUCUGCAGAAAGUCGUCUUCACAGUGGCUGCUCAGUCAGAGGAAGGCUGGUCGACUUUGUUCGGCUUGUACUCACAUGCCAUCUACGAUGCAGAAAAGCGAAAGAUGCUUCAAGGCCUCGCAUCUACUCKGGACGCACACAGUAUUGCGUGGAUUCUCAAGGAAAGUCUUAAAGGGGAACAAAUUCAGACCCAAGAGAUGCAUCUGAUCAUCAGAACGAUGUGUCAGAACUUUGCUGGCUAUUUGAUUGUCUGGGAUUUUAUYCAAGUGAACUGGGACCGCCUCAUAGAGAAGUUUCCUCUCGGCUCUUACGCCAUCCAGACCAUCGUCAAAUCUGCUACCUCGCAGUUCUCCACUCAGGCACACCUUGAUCAGGUCCAGACCUUCUUCUCUAGUCUGAAGGAGCGCGGCUCUCAGAUGAGGAGCGUUCAAGAAGCUCUGGAAACCAUCAGGCUGAACCAGCGCUGGAUGGAUGAGAACUUGUCUACACUGAAAACCAUUCUCUAGUUAAGGCWCCUCCAGCCGUCUCCACCCCAAUAACAAUCAAACUGGGUGUGUUUUCAGGACAGGAGCAGUGUUUGCACUAUUGUUGGACUCGAUCCCUGAACUCCCCACAUCCAGACUGGAGCAGUAAUCGUCAGUGACGGUUGUGCUCUAGCUGGGCAUGAAGGAGUGUUGGGAGUUUUUGAGUCCUAUGAGUUGUACUUGAUAGCUCAGGGUGGCUCUGAUUGUGUGUCUGACGUGGUACUGUCAGACCCAACACACACACACACACACACACACACACACACACUCCUCAUGUAUUUUAUGCUGUCGACCAAACCUCCUCUGCAGUUUUCAUUUAAGCCUCAC